Molecule: messenger RNA, 10592 nt
Organism: Aspergillus calidoustus
Lineage: Eukaryota; Fungi; Ascomycota; Eurotiomycetes; Eurotiales; Aspergillaceae
Source: the annotation of a GenBank genome assembly
CCAGAGGACUGCCGCCGCCGCCGAUUGUUGUUCGGUCUCUGUUGCUGUGGCUGCUGUCCUUUUGUCUUUUCCUCUUCAUCUUCAUUGAACUCGAUUCUGCUGUCGCUUUCGCUCCUAUCGCUUCUUGCCUCUGGCCUGUUUGUUUCUCCCAUCGGCUUUCUAAUCCUAAUCAUUUGGUGAUCGUCUCUCGUUUGAUCUCCCGCAUUGACUUUCUCCUCAUCCACGAUCACUCGUUUCGCGCUCUGUUAACCAUCUUGAGCCUCUGAUACAGCCCGCUUCGACUCGCCUACAUCGCAUCGGACUCGUUAUUUUCUAAUCAAGUUCGAUCCUCAAGCAGCUUGGGCUUGACUAUCGUUGUUUCUGCUGCAGGAAAUGUCCGCCGUUCUCGCUUUUUAGGAAUUUGCCCGACAGGCACACUUUCGUUCAAAUCUUGCGCCAUCGAACCGUCUCGAGACAGCGCUCAACUGCCAACACUUGGCGUAUAAACUAACACAUCCCGCACGAUCGUCUGGGUAGAUAUUCUGAACUUCCGGCCAUGGUUGGAGCUUCGCCAGCGGGACAUACUCCGUCCCAUGUGCAGUCGUCACUCCCCUCGCUACCUGCACAUUUACAAUCCGACACUCAUCUCACAGCGCAUCUAGCCAGCCGAUUUCAUGUUGGUCUUCCAACUGCGCGGCUUUCUUCCCAUGCGCUAAUCAGUCUCAACACCUGCACAUCAUCGUCAAAGGGUCCUGAUGGCGGUAAGGAGGGAAGUGCGAUGGGUGAGGCGGAGGACCUCGCCCGUCGUGCCUUUACCCGGCUGGGUGCUCGUGGAGAAAAUCAAGCAGUUGUGUUCCUAGGCGAGAGUGGCUCUGGAAAAACGACCAUUCGCUCACACCUGCUUUCUUCCUUCUUAUCAUUCUCAUCCACUCCGUUGUCGUCCAAGUUGUCAUAUGCCGCCUUUAUUUUCGACACACUCACUACAACAAAGUCAUUAACCACGCCCACCGCCUCCAAGGCCGGCCUCUUCUUGGAGCUGCAGUAUGAUGGAUCUUCGUCUGUUACACCUACGUUGAUCGGUGGUAAGAUUAUCGAUCAUCGACUCGAGCGAAGCCGAAUCGCUUCCGUCCCCACUGGUGAACGAAGCUUCCAUGUCCUCUACUACUUACUUGCGGGCACAAGUGCCGCGGAAAAGGAACAUUUGGGAUUGGAUAGUCCUAUCCACGUUACAACUGCUGGUGGCAGGCUCUCGUCGGCUAACCACAAGAGAUGGAGAUACCUGGGCCACCCAACGCAGCUUAAAGUGGGAAUCAACGAUGCGGAAGGGUUCCAGCAUUUCAAAACGGCACUUCGAAAACUGGAAUUCCCCCGGAGUGAGAUUGCUGAGAUUUGCCAAAUACUGGCUGCGAUCCUUCACAUUGGCCAGCUUGAGUUUGGUACUGGUCAAGCUACGUUGACCGGCGCUGAGGAGUCUGGUGGGUAUUCCCACGAAGGCGGCGAGACAGUUACUAUUGUGAAAAACAAGGAAGUUCUUUCUAUAGUCGCUGCUUUCCUCGGUCUCCCAAUUGGAGAGUUGGAGGCCAGCUUCGGUUACCGAACCAAGACCAUCCACCGGGAGCGUGUUACUGUCAUGCUUGAUCCGAAAGGAGCUCGGCAAAAUGCUGACGAGCUCUCACGCAUUUUGUACUCACUUCUAGUUGCCUAUGUGAUCGAAAACGUCAACCAGAGAAUCUGCGCUGCCGAAGACAGUGUCGCCAACACUGUAUCGAUUGUUGACUUCCCCGGAUUUGCCCAGGCUUGUUCUACAGGCUCAACACUCGAUCAGCUGCUUAACAACGCAGCUAUCGAGUCCCUUUACAACUUCUGCCUUCGCUCGUUUUUCGAUCGCAAAGCCGAUAUGCUCGAACGUGAGGAGGUUGCCGUUCCUGCGACUAGUUAUUUCGACAACACUGAUGCAGUCCGUGGUCUCCUGAAACAAGGAAACGGUCUACUCAGUAUCUUGGAUGAUCAGACGAGGCGCGGGAGAACGGAUGCUCAAUUCCUUGAAGCUGUGCGGAGACGUUUCGAUAACAAGAAUCCUGCCAUCAACGCCGGAAGCUCAGGAUCCGGAUCUGGAUACGGUCUUGUUUCACAGAAUGCACGUACCUCGUUUACCGUCAAGCAUUUUGCUGGCGAGGUUGACUACUCGACUACAGGGCUUCUGGAAGAGAACGGGGAAGUUAUCUCUGGAGAUUUGAUGAACCUGAUGAACUCUGCUCGGAACGAUUUUGUUAGAGAGCUCUUUGGCCAAGAGGCUUUGCAAACAGUGACUCACCCGAAGGAGAAAACGGCAAUCAUGCAAGCUCAAGUGAGCUCAAAGCCUCUGCGAAUGCCUAGCAUGGCCAGACGGAAAACAACCCCCCCUUCGCGCCUCACAUUUGAUGUUCCAGUACCAGAAGAUCCGUACGAGUCAGAAAGUCAAACCGGGAGCUCCGCCAAAAACUCAUCUAAAAAGAAGAGCGGGAUGCUCAUGGGUGGUAUGCAAGGUGCCGCUGGGCAGUUCCUCUCGUCUCUUGACAUUGUGAACAAAUGCCUAAGCUCCAACAACUUGAACCCUUACUUUGUUUUCUGUCUAAAGCCAAACGACCGGCGGAUUGCCAAUCAAUUUGACAGCAAGUGUGUGAGGGCACAAGUGCAAACCCUGGGGAUCGCAGAGAUCAGCCAACGGCUCCGGAAUGCCGACUUCAGCGUCUUCCUACCCUUUGCUGAGUUCCUUGGACUCGCGGAAGUCGGCAAUGUCGUGGUUGGCAGUGAUAAGGAGAAGUCCGAGGUUGUCUUAGACGAGAAGCGCUGGCCCGGGAAUGAGGCUAGGGUUGGCAGUACAGGAGUCUUCCUGAGCGAACGAUGCUGGGCAGACCUCGCCAAGGUUGGAGAGCGUGUCAUUCCUUCCUAUGCCGCGGAAGAUGAUGGUGGCGACGCGAUGCUUCAUCCUCGGACUGCUACCUACGCGGACUCGAAGGUGCGCCUCCUAAACCCCGCGGAUCAUUCACCUGGCGCCUAUAUCUACGGCGAUGAAUCCAAGCAGGGAUCUAACGCGAGUCGCGACUUCGAUGGACGCUCCGAUGCUGGACUCUCUGCGUUCAACUCUGGCGAUAUGUUCCGGAACCUGGAAACAAGGGAGCAAAUGCUUGAGAAAGGGAACGAGAAGCAAAUGGAAGAGGUCGAUGAACUUCCUGUUUCCGGCAGCCGGAAGCGCUGGAUGGCUCUCGUAUGGUUGCUCACUUUCUACAUCCCAACUCCUGCCAUUCGCUACAUCGGUCGAAUGAAACGCAAGGAUGUUCAAGUCGCCUGGCGUGAGAAGUUCGCAAUCAACCUCCUUAUCUGGCUGUGCUGUGGCAUCGCCAUCUUCAUCAUUGUUGGAUUUCCAAUGCUUAUUUGCCCCACGCAACACGUCUUCUCCGCCGCGGAAUUGUCGUCGCACGAUGGUAAAGAUGGCCACAGUGCGUACACAUCCAUUCGCGGUAUGGUCAUGAACCUUGGUGAAUUUAUUCCCGCCCACUUCCCGGGUAUUGUCCCUGACUCUGCGUUGGAGAAAUACGCUGGAAAGGAUUCAACUGCGCUCUUCCCGGUUCAAGUAUCAGCCUUGUGUUUGGGUAAAGAUGGCUCCAUCGACCCGAGGGUUCUACUUGACUACAGGUCUACAAACUUUUCUGGCUCCAUUCCUUCAGCUAGCGCCGGGGACCCUAACUCCGUGUAUCACGACUUCAGGUAUUUUACUGGCGACCUUCGCAAAGACUGGUACGCCGAGCAGAUGAAGUAUCUGAGAUCCAAUUAUUACAAAGGCUGGAUCGGUUAUAGCUCUGAGUACUUGCACACUCUAGCCGACAAGUCACAGAGUAUCGCAAGUAUCAACGGAAAGGUCUAUGACUUGACAGCAUACGUCACUGGAGGUCGAAGGAUCCAAGGGAUCGAGGGUGAAGACAUUCCUGCUGGCAUUGACACCGACUUCAUGGAACCUCUAGUCGUUGACCUCUUCCAGCAGAAGUCAGGCCAAGACAUAACACAAUUGUAUAACCGUCUACCUUUGAGCCCUAAACUGCGCCAAGAUAUGACGCUCUGCCUGGACAAUCUUUUCAUCGUCGGUCAUGUCGAUACGCGAAACUCCACCCAGUGUCAGUUUGCGCGUUACUUCAUCCUUGCAAUCUCGAUCCUUAUCUGCUCGGUCGUUCUCUUCAAGUUCUUCGCGGCCCUGCAAUUUGGAAAGAAGAAUUUGCCAGAGAAUUUGGACAAAUUCAUUAUCUGUCAGGUUCCAGCGUAUACUGAAGACGAGGAAUCUCUGCGCCGUGCGAUAGACUCUAUGGCUCGUAUGCGAUACGACGAUAAACGCAAGCUGCUUGUUAUCAUCUGUGACGGUAUGAUUAUUGGUCAAGGCAACGACCGUCCGACUCCUCGAAUUGUCCUGGACAUUUUGGGAGUUCCUGAAUCUGUCGACCCAGAGCCACUCAGCUUUGAGAGUUUGGGUGAAGGAAUGAAACAGCACAACAUGGCGAAAGUGUAUUCGGGCUUGUACGAGGUCCAGGGCCAUAUCGUUCCUUUCCUCGUUGUCGUCAAGGUUGGAAAGCCCUCCGAAGUCUCGCGGCCCGGUAACCGUGGCAAGCGUGAUUCCCAGAUGGUCCUUAUGCGUUUCCUCAACCGUGUCCACUACAACCUUCCUAUGAGCCCUAUGGAGCUCGAGAUGCAUCACCAGAUCCGGAACAUUAUCGGAGUCAAUCCCACAUUCUACGAGUUUAUCCUCCAGGUCGACGCCGAUACCGUGGUUGCCCAAGAUGCCGCCACACGGAUGGUCUCUUCGUGUCUUAACGAUACGCGCAUCAUUGGUGUCUGUGGUGAAACUUCCCUAACGAACGCCAAAACCUCUGCAGUGACCAUGAUUCAAGUGUAUGAAUACUACAUUUCCCACAACCUUACCAAGGCCUUCGAGAGUCUUUUCGGGUCCGUCACUUGUUUGCCCGGUUGUUUCACCAUGUACCGUAUUCGAUCCGCCGAGACCGGAAAGCCGCUUUUCGUCAGCAAAGAGGUUGUGGAAUCCUACUCUGAGAUCCGUGUCGACACCCUGCAUAUGAAGAACCUGCUGCACCUCGGUGAGGAUCGUUACCUGACAACUUUGCUCCUGAAACAUCAUCCCAAGUUCAAGACCAAGUACAUCUUCCGGGCACAGGCGUGGACGAUCGCUCCAGAAAGCUGGGCUGUGUUCCUCUCCCAGCGUCGUCGUUGGAUUAACUCUACUGUGCACAACUUGGUCGAACUCAUUCCCCUCCAACAACUUUGCGGUUUCUGCUGCUUUAGUAUGAGAUUCGUUGUUUUCAUUGAUCUUAUCAGUACGAUCAUUAUGCCCGUGACCAUCGCCUAUAUCGUGUACCUCAUUGUCUGGCUUGUUCGCGAUACGUCUACUAUUCCGUGGACCUCGUUCCUUCUCCUCGCGGCUAUCUAUGGUCUACAAGGCAUUAUCUUCAUUCUCCGCAGGAAGUGGGAAAUGAUCGGCUGGAUGCUUAUCUACAUCAUUGCCAUGCCUGUGUAUGCCUUGGCUCUCCCUCUCUAUUCAUUCUGGCACAUGGACGACUUCAGUUGGGGCAAUACGCGUAUCAUUACCGGUGAAAAGGGUCAGAAGAUCGUCAUUUCAGACGAAGGCAAAUUCGAUCCAGCCUCUAUCCCUAAGAAGAGGUGGGAAGAGUACCAAGCCGAACUCUGGGAAGCGCAGACCUCGCGAGACGACCGCUCCGAGAUCUCCGGCAUCUCCUACGGCACCAAGUACCACCCGCCUCAGUCCGAGUACGGCUUCGGUGCAACACGCCCAAUGUCGCAGCUCGAACUGCCUCGCUACACUUCUCGCAUGUCUCUCGCGCCUUCUGAGAUGAUGAGCCGCCACAUAGACAUGGAAAUGGAAGAAGUUGGCAACCUACCCAGCGAAGACGCGAUCCUUUCGGAGAUCCGCGAUAUCCUCCGCACUGCAGAUCUCAUGACCGUCACGAAGAAGAGCAUCAAGCUGGAGCUCGAGAGGCGCUUCGGGGUGAAUCUCGAUGCAAAGAGGCCGUAUAUCAACUCUGCCACGGAAGCCAUAUUAUCGGGCAAUCUCUGAUUCACUCCGCUAUCGCUAUAUUAGCUUGGUCCAGCGUUCCAGCUUUUUUCUCCCUCUUCUUAUUCGAGUUAUGACAUUUGUAUAAAAAAGGGGUCUUUCUUCGAAUUACUACCUGUCUAACCACCUACUCCAUCUAAUAUUUGCAUCCUUCUCACAUCAGAUGUCUGAAGAGUCUUUGAGCCGGCGUUUUCUCUAUAUUGGUCUUGACUGUUGAGUACAUUACUUGCGUAUCUUGGUAUCGAGUAUGUCCAUAUAUCAUACAUACAUUAUAUUUUGCCAUUUGUGCCCAUAUUCGUUAGUUGAGGAGACUUUAUUUUUUCCACUUCAUUAUGUAGAUAGAUGAUGACUGGAAUCAUAAUUAUAUGAAUGAUGCCAAGUCCCACAAACAUUAGCCCUAUUUAUCUUAACUUAGGUCUUGAAACACCCUUCUGGUAGACUUUUUCGAGCAUUUCUAACAAUCGUUUCCACAAGUUCAACUGCACUACCUCUAUUAUACAUAAACGAAACUACGCAAACGACAUUUCACCUGCAUAAAUGUGUUCUAUCGCAGGUGCAAUGUUCCAGUUGUCCAGACUCUCAGACGGCGCACAAACCUCCAAGCAGGGUGUCUGUUAACGAAGGCUAGACUGGCUAUUCUAGGAGGGUGAUCCGUUGUGAAAACCUCAUUUUGACGACGAAGUCUGGCCGGAAGAGAAUGAAUUGGCGGCAUUUGAACACCGCGAGAUGAUGGAGUGGGAAAGGGAGGAGUGCGGAAGGAGUAACGAGAGGGACAGAAAAGGCGAAGCAAGAGGUAACGGCAGAGCAUACAUGGAGCCAAUUCUGGUUCUCUCUGGCGAGAGAUUCCAAUACGCAACUGAUAUUCCAGGCUAUGUGCAUCAAAAGUAAAUAUGGGUAUAAGUGUGUACAGAUAUGCUUAUAAACAGUAGAUAGAUUCCUGACCGAGACGAUUCACCUCUUCAAACGGUGGACUAGAGUCAUAUGCCCCAAACAGAUUGACAAAUCAAGGCAACGAAGCUAUAGUUAGUUCGACAGGUGGAUCCGUGAUUGCAGUCUUGCGCGCGUCCUGCUCCAUGCCGAGUAUCUGCCAAGCACGGCCCAUCGUGCCAUGGCCCAGUCCCUGGGGAAAGCCGAAUAUAGAAGGCUUAGAGGCGUGACCCUGCUGACGGGCGAUUCUUUCCUUUUUGGCGGCGACCAUCCUAUCCUGCUCGCGUUCAUGGCCGACAACUUCAGCCUUCCAUUCGGUCCAGCGUUCGAAAUCCUCGCGUUGUUGGAGGACCUGGUAUCGCAGUUUCUCCUUUGCAGGGCGCCAGCCGGUGCGGUUAUGCGUGGAUUUGAGGUCGCAAGGACUGGACUCUUGGGUCAGCUUGAGGAGUAGGGGUCGAGGAUGGUGGCUCGGCGGCUCUCCUCGCGAAGGAAACGCACGGCGGCCUGGAGACUCUGUACUUCUGAUCGUAGUGCUUCGUUUUCCUUCAUUGCGGCCAGAGAGACAGCAUUGUCGACGACAACGCCGGUAGCCGCAGAGACACCUCCACCGGCUCCGGACAUGCGCUUGAGCCGCUCAAGCUGUCCUUUGAUUUCGUCCCUCUCGGCCUCAAUAGCUUGCAGAUCCUUGCGCUGAGUUUCCACAGUGGCUUUGAGGUUUGUCUCUUGCGCCGUCAUCUCCUCGAUUUUGGCUUCCAGGUCCUUCACAGCGGCUGCUUUCUUACUUGCUUCGCGCAUGCGCGACUCCACUAGCUCGACUUUGAUGGUUUGCUCCUCGAUCGUCUUGUCUUUAACCCCAAGUGCAGUAGACGCUUCAUGGAUCUCGUUUUUCAGUCGGCGAAUCUCAUCCUCGGCAUCUGGAGAGUUAACUUUGUUGGACUUGAGCUCUGCAGCUCGCACAAUCCACGGGAAGGGCCGUUUCUCGAAUUCGGACGUAAUGGACAGGUCGGACGAAAUAGAGCCGAGCUCUUCUAGAGUGCCGCUGAGGCCGUGCAACAUGGUGAAAAUGAAUGACAUAGUGUCAGUGUUUUCGCUCCCCGCCUCUGAAGACUGGUAAAGAUUAGAAAUCUGUGACAUGUUCGUCAAGAUCUCAGGCAAAGUAAUCGGCUCCGCACGGCUUUCGUCGCUGAGCAGUACAACAAUGUUCUCUCCCAACUGGCGAGAUAGACUCGAAAGAUCCUUCGCGGAGUCCUCCGCUUGCUUAAAUGGGCCACAAGCGUCGUGCGAAAGAGCAAGAGACCGCGCUUGCAAGUCACUCACGGCGCGGCGAAUCUUUCCCAUUGCAACCUUUAGACUGCGAGCCUGGGAGACGAAAUCGUCCAUCUUACCGAAGAGGAAAGCAGCCUCCUCAUCGGGGUCCUCAGACUUGGGUAAUUUGGACCUCAGCAAUAGAGUCAGCCGCGACAUUGAGGACACUGCAUUUUCGAUGUAAGAGUAUGUCAGCUUUGAGCGCAUGCAAAGUUCGUCGGCGAAUGUCUCCAAAGAUGUCGGAAGGAGGGUUUCCGCAAGAUGGGAGAGCAAAGCAAUGGAUCGUUGCAGCUCCACAGCGCACUUUUUCAUAUUCAGCUCGUUCUUUUUCAGUCCCUCGAGCCAGAAGUUCAGCGUGCGUUCCACAGGUUCCAGUUCGAAGAGCGAGCCUUGGAUGCUGCCGAAGCUUUCUGCAGAACAGCUGGAGAUAUAGUUCUCAAAUCGACUGCAAAUAGAAGCUAUCCAGAGAAGUUUCUCAAGGAUAUCCUGGGCUGUAAACACAUCCUCCGCGGCAAGGGUUGACGAUUGCUCAGUGACCAUCCCAUCGACUGUCAUGCUCAUUAAAGACGCCUUAGAACUGACCCGUUUGAAGCGUAAAAGUGCGAGAACAGAGUUUCGCUCAGUCUCAUAAUACUCGGGCAGAUACAGCUUCACAAUGGAGAGAUGCUGCGUAUCUUCAUCGGCCUCGAUGCGCUUGAGCUCAUUGUCAAUCGUCUUUGUCUGUGCUUUCGCGACUGAUGAUUGCAGCUUGAGAUUCAAGUCCAUCAUUGCUCUGGACCGCGCAGUGAGAUCGGUAGCCUCAGCCUCCGUUAUCUGUUGCGAGGCCCGCAUAUCCUCCAGGUCUGCUUGCAGCGUUGAAACGAGCUCGCGGAAGCGUGUCAGCGUAUAUUCCAGAUCCUCAAUGACUUCAUCCUGCUGCUGGACUCGGCGACUUUGUUCAGUAAAGAGGGCUUUUCGGUGGUCGAUCUCCUCCUGUAGCUGCUUUUCCGUCUCGACAUGGUUCCAUUCUAGCUCGUCGUUGAUCUCCUUCAAAUCCUCUAGAUCUGCGAUUGCCGCGGUGAGGUUAUUGAUCUCCUCCUGAUACCGCAUAUUCUUGUCGGCCAGCUCUUCAAUCAUCUCUUCGGCACCAAGAGCCGUCUCGAGCUGUUGCUUCAGGUCUUCCACAUUAUUUUCGGAAACCAAUAGCUUUUCCUUGGUAGCCUCAUACUGAGACUUAAUAGCAGAGUAGUCUUCCAGAUCCUGCUGGAGCUCCUGGAUUUGGUCCUUCAACUCUGAUUCCUGCUGUUGAGUCAUGUCACGAAGACGGAGGAGGGCUUCUCGGAGUCUUUCAUUUGUCUUUUCCAUCUGCAACCAUCCAUGGCUAGACUUUUCCUCUGGGCUCAUGACUUGGCCAAGCUCCUCAUUUUCCUCUCGCAGCACCUCAACUUCUAGCUGCAGCUCCUCAACUUUGAGUCUGAGGGCUUCGGAUUCAUGCCUGAGCGCAUCGGCAGUCUCUUCCGCCAUUUCGCGGUCAAGAGUCGCAAUCUCCAUCAACGUCUCGUGCUCGGCUUGGAGCUUUUCGAUCUCUUCAACUCUGGCUUCAGCUUCUUUUAGCUUUUUGCGCAACUCUGUGAUCUCAAGCUGUUGUGGUUGAUAUUUUGCUUGUAGCUUCUGGAUAAUCCCUUCGUAUUUAUCGCGCUCCGACUGCAGCUGCUCCAGCGUUCUUAACUUCUCCCGGUCAUCAGCUCGUUUCUUCUCCAUUACUCUCAGCUUGGUCUUCAACUCGUCGAGCUCCCUGAUCACCGCACUAUUCGAGACAGACCGUUGCGGCGCAACCGGAGCGGGUGAUGGACGGGUGGACGCCGUUCGCCCGGGGGCUGGAGCGGGUUUGGCAGCUUUGGGCGCGAAAUCCGCGGUCUCGGGGUUAUCACUAGAUCCAUCUUGAGAGUUUGGCUCGGAAUCGUCCGCUGGCGGGCUUGUGAGCUCUUCUGAUGUCCGAUUGUUAGAAGCCGUCGGUCGCAAAGCUGGCCGCUUCGACAUUCCCGGUGUAGACCCUGUUGGCCCUUGGAAACUCUGUCUAUUUCCCUUGAUCCCCGACCCAGAUAUAGAUGUUCGAGCGGCUCGUGGGGCAGCAGAGGGAGGCGGAGGAGGACCCAUAGGGCCCUUUGUACUUGUCGGCCGAGCCUUGGUUGCGGCAGCGGAGGGUCGCGGGGUGGUGGUGCCGGACGACCGACCAGAAGCGGGCGUUGAUGAGGUGCUGAGCUGCUUUGUAGGCGAUCUUGACGGGGAC